Molecule: messenger RNA, 2930 nt
Organism: Rubroshorea leprosula
Lineage: Eukaryota; Viridiplantae; Streptophyta; Magnoliopsida; Malvales; Dipterocarpaceae
Source: the annotation of a GenBank genome assembly
GGUUUGGGUUUUCUUUGGUGAGUUUUUGACUAUCCUCAUUCUCUUCCCUUCAUCUCUUUCCCUUCUUGGGUUGGUUACUGUGUGUUUUUUUCUAACUUUUUGUCUGGGAAUGGUGGCAGACCGGGACGGACACCGCCAAACUCUUGCCGUUCAUGUUCUUGUUGAUCUCUUCCCUUUACCAUCAUCAACGAAAUACCCAUUUACUUCUUUUCUUUAAAUUAGUGUACCCUUUUUAGUAAGGAACAGGAAGCAGUGUCUGUUGCAUCUUCUCACGGAUCCAUUGCUGUGUCCGGUGAGUCGGUGUUGAUGGACUGGAGCUUUUCUAGUGAACAGAAUCCGUUCGGUGGUAAUUUUGCUGUGACAUGAGUUAAUAUCUCUAGGUUUAGACUGUCUUGGUUCCAUUGGUAUCUGCGGUUCUAUCAGUUUUGCAAGAAAAUACCGAUUAAAGGAGCUUUUGUUUUGCCACUUACAGUUUCUUUCAAGUUUAUGUGGUGAAAUUGAUGAAAUGAUAUUUUUAGCUCUUGUAUAUAGCAUGCAUCUUUGGGUUCUCGUGGAAAAUUUUAAGCACUGGUGAAAUAUAAUUGUUGGUGAUCCACAUAAUGGGUGGGCUUUGCUCAAGGAGAUCCACUCUAGAUGGUGCUCCAGUUGGAGGCUUUCCGCGUGUUAAUGGUCACUUUGGUCAUGGGUCUGCAUUGGUGUUUCGGUCCCAUGAACUGACUGCUAAGAUAAAUUGCCAUUCCAAUCCAUUACCUGCUGGAGAUAAUGGGGACAGGCAGCCGAGAGAACCCUUUUCUUUUCCAGAGACAAGUGCAGUUCCAUAUACGGGUCCAGAAGAUAUUAAUGAUGGAAUUCCUUGUUUGUCAAGGGCACCAUCACAGAAAUCCAGUUCAACUAAGUCUAAGCAAGCUGCCGUUGCAAAGGUUUCAGAAGUGAGCUCUCUUUUGGGCAGAGCUGGUACUGCUGGGCUCGGAAAGGCAGUUGAAGUUCUUGACACACUUGGUAGUAGCAUGACGAGUUUGAAUCUUACUAGUGGGUUUACCUCGGGGGUAACAACGAAAGGGAAUAAAAUUUCAAUAUUGGCUUUUGAGGUUGCUAAUACAAUUGUCAAGGGUGCCAAUCUGAUGCAAUCUCUGUCAAUGGAUAACAUUAGACAUUUAAAAGAAGUUGUGCUUCCCUCAGAAGGAGUGCAAAAUUUAAUAUCCAGAGAUAUGAAUGAACUCCUGAGAAUUGCUGCGGCUGAUAAGAGAGAGGAGUUGAAAGUUUUUUCUGGAGAAGUGGUACGCUUUGGCAAUCGUUGUAAAGAUCCUCAAUGGCACAAUUUGGAUCGAUAUUUUGAAAAGUUGGGUUCAGAGCUUAUAACGGAAAAGGAAUUGAAGGAAGAAGCUGAGACAGUGUUGCAACAACUAAUGACUUUGGUUCAGCAUACAGCUGAACUAUAUCAUGAGUUGCACACCCUUGACAGAUUUGAACAAGAUUAUCGACGUAAGCUUCAAGAAGAGGAUAACUCAACUACAGCUCAAAGAGGAGACAGCCUUGCAAUCUUAAGGGCAGAGUUAAAAAGUCAAAAGAAGCAUGUGAAAAGCUUGAAGAAAAAAUCUCUUUGGUCUAAGAUUUUGGAAGAGGUCAUGGUGAAGCUUGUAGAUAUUGUUCAUUUCUUGCAUUUGGAGAUUCAUGAAUCCUUCAGUAGCGUGGAUGGUGAUAAACCCACAAAAGGGUCUGCUAACACUCACAAAAAGUUGGGUUCUGCUGGUCUUGCACUGCAUUAUGCAAAUAUUAUUACCCAAAUUGAUACUCAUGUUUCUCGACCAAGUUCUGUGCCUCCAAAUACAAGGGAUUCGCUUUAUCAGGGGCUUCCGCCCAAUGUAAAGUCUGCCCUGCGCUCUAAACUGCAGUCAUUUCAGCUUAAGGAAGAGCUUACUGUCCCUCAAAUCAAAGCAGAAAUGGAAAAAACUUUGCAGUGGCUUGUUCCCAUUGCCACCAACACAACCAAGGCACAUCAUGGGUUUGGCUGGGUUGGAGAAUGGGCAAACACAGGGUCAGAGGUGAAUCGAAAACCUUCUAGCCAGACUGACUUACUCAGAAUUGAGACCUUACACCACGCAGACAAGGAGAGAACUGAAGGAUACAUUCUAGACCUUGUAGUAUGGCUUCACCAUCUUGUUAGCCAAGCAAAGGCAUGCAAUGGUGAAAUAAGAUCACCUCUUAAAUCUCCAAUUCAGUCUCCCAACCAAAAAACAAUUCCUUUAUCUACAGAGAAGCCCUCAUCCCCAACAAUAUUGACAGUUGAAGAUCAAGAGAUGCUUCGGGAUGUCAGCAAUAGGAAAAAGACUCCUGGAAUAAGUAAGAGUCAGGAAUUUGACACUACAAAAACCAGGUUAAGCAAGCAGCAUAGGCUGAGUAAAAGCAGUAGCCACUCUCCAACAAGGGAAGCAAAGAAAGAUCCCUUCCCCAUUAGAAGACCAUCAUCAGUCCCAAUCAUUAACUUCGACAUUGACCGGCUCAAAGCAUUGGAUGUAAUUGAUCGAGUUGACACUCUUUAGAAUCUGUAGUUUGAUAUCUGUAGGUAAAAGGGUCCAAAGUGUUGUUCUGCUGCAUUUCUCCAUGUUAGUUGCUAUAUGUGUAUAUAUAUAUAUAUAUAUAUAUACACACAUAUAUAUUGUAAUACUGGUUUGGGAAGGGGAUGGUCUUGUUGAAAGCACUACCGUGUAGUCCAAUUCAUAAAUGAAGGGAAACCUAUAAUCGAACCACAGAAUCAUAGUUGUUCACUAAGCCAGGAAAGUUAAGACUACAGGGAAUGCACAUAUUCCAGCCUUCUCUCCUGCUUUCCUGGUGAAACAGGUUAAGUUCUAUUUCCAAGCCCAUUAUCUAUCAAUGGGUUAAUAGAAAUAUGCUAGUAACUCUUUUUUUGUAUGACCUCGAAUUGUCAUUAA